This is a messenger RNA of Chaetomium strumarium, 810 nucleotides long. RefSeq names its product nucleophile aminohydrolase. Bases 1 to 810 code for a protein of 269 amino acids. Gene Ontology annotation, biological process: ubiquitin-dependent protein catabolic process; proteasomal protein catabolic process. Lineage: Eukaryota; Fungi; Ascomycota; Sordariomycetes; Sordariales; Chaetomiaceae. Gene Ontology annotation, cellular component: proteasome core complex, alpha-subunit complex; nucleus; proteasome core complex. The record is from RefSeq and is a predicted model, not a curated record. The transcript is spliced from 3 exons.
AUGUUCAGAAACAACUACGACAACGACUCCGUCACAUUCUCCCCGCAAGGGCGGAUAUUCCAAGUCGAGUAUGCAGCAGAGGCAGUCAAGCAAGGAUCAGUGGUCGUAGGGAUCGCGAGCAAGACACAUGCCGUGCUGGUAGCAAUCAAGCGCAACGCCGAAGAACUCUCAUCCUACCAAAAGAAGCUCUUCCCCAUCGACGAGCAUGUCGGCAUCGCCAUCGCGGGGCUCACGUCGGACGCGCGGGUGCUCUCCAACUUCAUGAAGCAGCAGUGCCUGGGCCAUCGGCUCACGUACGGGCGCAACAUGCCGGUGCGGACGCUGGUCGACAUGAUCGGCUCCAAGGCGCAGGUCAACACACAGCACUACGGCAAGCGGCCCUACGGCGUCGGCCUGCUGGUGGCGGGCGUCGACGAGCAGGGCCCGCACUUGUUCGAGUUCCAGCCGAGCGGCAUGACCGAGGAAAUGGUGGCGUUCGCGAUCGGCGCCCGAUCCCAGAUGGCGCGCACCUACCUGGAGAAGAACAUCGACAAGUUUGCCGACUGCGACCGCGAGGAGCUGAUCCGCCACGGCCUGCGCGCCCUCAAGGAGAGCCUGGUACAGGACCGCGAGCUGACGGUGGACAACACGAGCGUUGGUGUCUCGGGCAUCGUGAAGGCGGACGACGGCAGCAUCAAGAUCGAGCCCUUCCGGGUGUACGAUGGCCAAGAGGUGGUGGCGUGGAUAGAGAGCGUGGCGGAUGACAAAGAGGGCGGUGCGGAGGGAGGGGCGGCCGCGGCCGAGGGUGAGAGCAUGGAAGUCGAUUCAUAA